CACAAUACGAGGGCCCGCUGCUCCCGAAUAAUAUUACGAGUUGUUAAACCUUUAAGACACCAGAGCGCGCGAAUAGCGAAGAACUAGGGAGCACUCCUCUGCUCUCUUCUUAUAUGAAAAGACAUGCAGCGGUAACCCACGCGUGGCUAAACUUUAAACACUCGCGUGGGAAUUUUAAAGGGCGUCAAAACGUGUUCUCGCGGGGUUUGUUUCUGCCAGGAUGACGGCUAAAACUCUGGAGAAGGUGCCGAUGAGUCUCGGGGGGUUCGAGAACGUGUACUCCGUGGAUGACAUCGCCGGCGGCAUGCCCCCGUCAGUUGCAAUUUUUCCCAACUCUGAAAUGGGACCAAAUUACGACCAGAUCAAUGUAGCGGCAGAUCCCCUAAUGGGUGCGGAGAUGAGUACAGAGAGGCGUUCUCUGGACCUGUCAUCUUACUCCGGCGGUUUCUCUCAACCUUCCUCACACCGCAACCAGACCUUCACCUACAUGGGGAAGUUCUCCAUCGACUCCCAGUAUCCCGCAAACUGGAACCCCGAGGGAGUCAUCAACAUCGUCUCGGGAAUUUUCAACGUCGCCCAUCCUCCUCCUCCUCCUCCUCCAUCCACUUCAUCGUCCUCUUCUCCGGCUUCCUCUGGUUCUCCCUGUCACUUUUCAAGCAGAAAUUUGAGUUGCACCAUGGCCGCGGCCCAUCAGAACCAAGUUGAGAUCGAGCAUCAUCAGCUGUACUCUCCUCCACCGCCGUAUUCCGCUGCCGCCUGCGCAGAAGUGUAUCAGGAUCCUUCGGCGUUUCUUUCCACAUCCACCUGCCACAUCGCCUCUUACCCGCCCCCUUCGUACUCGUCCCCCAAGCAGCACAGCGGCCAAGACGUUCCGGGGCUCUUCCCAAUGAUCCCCGACUACCCUGGUUUCUUCCAGCCGGCUUGUCAGCGAGACAUGCACGCUCCAAGUAUCCCAGAUCGGAAACCCUUCGGCCCGUGUUCCCUCGAUACAUUCCGCGUCCCUCCACCUUUGACCCCGCUGAACACGAUCAGAAAUUACACGCUGGGCGGUCCGAGCACCGAGGGGGGAACCCCGGCGCGGCUCCCUUCCGCAUACAGCCCCCAGAAUCUCCCACUGAGGCCCAUCCUGCGACCCAGAAAGUAUCCGAACAGACCCAGCAAGACGCCGAUCCACGAGCGCCCGUACCCGUGUCCGGCGGAGGGUUGCGAUCGGCGCUUCUCCCGCUCCGACGAGCUCACCAGACACAUUCGCAUCCACACCGGACAUAAACCAUUCCAAUGCAGGAUUUGCAUGCGGAACUUCAGCCGCAGCGAUCACCUCACCACUCACAUCCGCACGCACACGGGGGAGAAGCCGUUCGCCUGCGACUUCUGUGGGCGCAAGUUCGCCAGGAGCGACGAGAGGAAGAGGCAUACGAAAAUCCACCUGAGACAAAAGGAAAGGAAGUCCUCCGCUGUGUCCGCGUCGUCCUCUUCCGCGUCCAUCGGAACCGCUUUAGAGCGCUCGAGCAGCAUCGGCGCAACCAACGGGAUUUGUGCCUAAUUUGGGACACGUUUACCGGUACUGACCCAACUCAUUUUUUUUAAAACCUUACGAACUGACGGUUGACGAAUUUGCACGCGAGCGGCUGAGAAUUGUCGCAUAAAUGCGCUCAACCACUCUUCAAAAUGACUUAAGUCAUAAACGCACUUUGUCAGCAUAGUCUACUGAACAUACAUUGUUAACAAAGGCGGUUGUUUUAUAUGUAUAUGCGUGUUGGGGAGGGGGGGGGAGAGAAUUUCAUGACAAAUAACUGCAAUAACAUUUCUAAAGUAAAUCGUCCUGUCACGUUCCGUAUUUGACAGCAGGGGGCAGGCGUUGUCGCUUGCCGACUGCACACCUGCCACCAUUUAUCGGUGAUUGCACCUGCUAUAUAUCAGUCGACUCACUGCCGGAGAAAUCCACGCCGUGCCAUUGUUAUUCCCUAGUCCUUCUCGGUUAAACGCUUUUUUUCACAAUUGUUAAAUCGGUGUUAAAUCCUAACACGCAUUUCCCGUUGUGCCUUGUAUGUUUUGAAUUUUAGGGACUCUAAUGUAGUGUAUAUUUUGUUCUUAUGUAAACUUGGGAGACAUAUCUAUUCUAUUUUUGUAUUCAUCUCGUCUCGUGUCAUGCUAAGUGGAAUGGCAUCAUAGCCUAUUAAUACGCGUCGUUCACUUGUAAAACAAUAAUGUAGUGUACAGACAAAAUUUACAUGCUUGUUGUGAGAUUUAUUAAAUGGAUGCAAAGCA
Hippocampus zosterae (dwarf seahorse) is the source of this 2268-nucleotide messenger RNA. It is a transcript of the gene egr2b, whose product is annotated as early growth response 2b. The transcript has 2 exons. Gene Ontology annotation, biological process: regulation of transcription by RNA polymerase II. The record is from RefSeq and is a predicted model, not a curated record. Bases 221 to 1543 code for a protein of 440 amino acids. Gene Ontology annotation, molecular function: RNA polymerase II cis-regulatory region sequence-specific DNA binding; DNA-binding transcription factor activity, RNA polymerase II-specific. NCBI's taxonomy places the organism in Eukaryota, Metazoa, Chordata, Actinopteri, Syngnathiformes, Syngnathidae.